This is a messenger RNA of Episyrphus balteatus (marmalade hoverfly), 2234 nucleotides long. RefSeq lists its product as uncharacterized. Lineage: Eukaryota; Metazoa; Arthropoda; Insecta; Diptera; Syrphidae. The coding region runs from base 1233 to 2234 and encodes 333 amino acids. The transcript has 3 exons. Gene Ontology annotation, molecular function: DNA binding; structural constituent of chromatin; protein heterodimerization activity. Gene Ontology annotation, biological process: nucleosome assembly. Gene Ontology annotation, cellular component: nucleosome. The record is from RefSeq and is a predicted model, not a curated record.
UAUCAAACAUUUUCUUACCAAUCGUCUUCUCUUUGUACAGGUUUCCAGCGACAAGUCAGGACUACGACCCAUUAAGGCCGGAGUUCCGCAAGGGUCAAGAUUAGGCCCUUUUCUAUUCAACAUUUUCACCGCAGAUCAACCCGAAAACCCGACAGGCACGAGAACCAAACUGUAUGCAGAUGACUCCAUCACCUACUCAACAUCAUCAUCGCCAGAGAUAGCAGCCCGUAGAGUGCAGGAGCACGUCUACAAUCUCUGGAACUACUACCUCAAAUGGGAAUUGAAGAUCAACGCCAGCAAGACGGAACUAAUUUGCUUCAGACCACCACAGACAAGGACGAGGGCCCGAAGAAGGAUCGCCGAAAGGAGUCGGAAUAUUACCAUAGGAUUUCCUGCCAACAUGGUAGUAACUACAAAGGACAGAGCCAAAUACCUGGGAGUAAACUUAACCAACCGGAUGAAGUUUAACAAACACGCUGCAGCGCUAGUUUCUCGUUUCACCUGAUACAUCCUCUACUAAGCAAGCAGUAUGGACUCUCCAAAAAGACAAAACUACUCCUCUACAAGCAGCUCAUCAGGCCCGUCAUCACCUAUGCCUGCCCGGUCUGGUUCACAAUUUCACCAUCAGCCAUGAAGAAGAUCAAUUUCUUUGAGAGAAAAAUACUCAGAGUUUGCACUGGACUAUAUCGGAACCCCCUAACCAGGAAGUACUGGCCAAAUAAGAAGCUGUACGAGGCAGCUGACAUCAUUCCAAUCGACCAACAUAUGAUGGAACUAUCCAGCCGAAUUUUGAGGAAUCUCGAAGGACAUCCAAACCCAACCCGGAAGUACAACAACUACUACAGGACGAAAUUCUCAACAGCCAAAAGUACCUACACCCAAGAGCGAUAAUCGAUGCCAGAUUCCAGGAUGUACUCUUCAAUGAAGGAAGACCAUUUUACGAAAGAGCGGACAGCGACAGACAUUUUAUUUCAAUUUGAAUUUUCAUGUAAUAGAUUAAGUCGACAAAAAUAUGUAUUUAUAUUUUAUAAAACCAUCCCUUUUGUCAGUAGAAAUAAGUUAGGCCCCUUCUGAGCCAACAAUCUAGUGAUAGUUAAUAAUACGCCUAGUUUUAAUUCAAUUGUAUAUAAAACCUAAGCAAAGUAAAAACAAAUCUUAAUCUAAAAAAAAAGCGCAAAACACAGUUCAACAGUGACUUUUGUGCGGUGAAUAUCAAAUUAUCUUAAAGAAAAAUGACUGGUCGUGGUAAAGGAGGAAAAGGUUUGGGCAAAGGUGGCGCUAAACGUCAUCGUAAAGUGUUGCGUGAUAAUAUCCAAGGUAUUACCAAACCAGCAAUUCGUCGAUUGGCUCGUCGUGGUGGUGUAAAACGUAUUUCUGGUCUGAUUUACGAAGAAACCCGUGGUGUUCUAAAAGUGUUCCUGGAAAAUGUUAUCCGUGAUGCUGUUACUUACACUGAACACGCCAAGCGUAAGACCGUCACAGCCAUGGAUGUAGUUUACGCUUUGAAGAGACAAGGGCGUACUCUUUAUGGUUUCGGAGUGAAAUUAAAAAUGCCGCCUAAGACUAGUGGUAAAGCAGCAAAGAAGGCCGGAAAGGCACAAAAAAAUAUCACCAAGACCGAUAAGAAGAAGAAGCGCAAGAGGAAGGAAAGCUACGCAAUCUACAUUUACAAAGUACUCAAGCAAGUACAUCCCGACACUGGUAUUUCAUCGAAAGCCAUGAGCAUCAUGAACAGUUUUGUAAAUGAUAUCUUCGAAAGGAUUGCCGCUGAAGCUUCGCGUUUAGCUCACUACAAUAAACGCUCAACAAUCACAAGUCGGGAGAUCCAAACUGCCGUGCGAUUGUUGUUGCCUGGUGAACUUGCCAAGCACGCUGUUAGUGAAGGAACUAAGGCAGUAACCAAAUACACAAGCUCGAAAAAAAUGACUGGUCGUGGUAAAGGAGGAAAAGGUUUGGGCAAAGGUGGCGCUAAACGUCAUCGUAAAGUGUUGCGUGAUAAUAUCCAAGGUAUUACCAAACCAGCAAUUCGUCGAUUGGCUCGUCGUGGUGGUGUAAAACGUAUUUCUGGUCUGAUUUACGAAGAAACUCGUGGUGUUCUAAAAGUGUUCCUGGAAAAUGUUAUCCGUGAUGCUGUUACUUACACUGAACACGCCAAGCGUAAGACCGUCACCGCCAUGGAUGUAGUUUACGCUUUGAAGAGACAAGGGCGUACUCUUUAUGGUUUCGGAGGUUAA